Molecule: messenger RNA, 1143 nt
Organism: Eruca vesicaria subsp. sativa (arugula)
Lineage: Eukaryota; Viridiplantae; Streptophyta; Magnoliopsida; Brassicales; Brassicaceae
Source: the annotation of a GenBank genome assembly
AUGGCCGCAGGCCCGCAGGGGUUACUGUUCUUCAACUACAAAUCUUCUAUGUACACCAGGCAAUGCAAUAAUACUCACGGUGUCACGCAAUAUAUUUUUCUCUCUACUAAAGCUGUUUUUUCUUUUGUUCCGUCUAUUUUGGUUAUGGGAACAUCAUCGCUCAGACUCGCAGCUGGUGAGUGGUUCACAGCCAGAGUAUCAGCUUGUGGGAUUUUCCACAUUGCAUACCCAAGCACCCUUGAUAUGUUAAAGACCGAGUUAAGAUCUAUAUACACCCAGCUUUGUCAAGAUGAUAUUCCAGUGGUGCGAAGAGCUGCAGCAACCAAUCUGGGGAAGCUUUCUACUACGAUUGAAUCAGCACAUUUGAAGGCAGGCAUUAUGUCUAUGUUUGAUGAUCUUACUCAAGAUGAGCAAGAUUAUGUUAGAUUAUUGGCUGUUGAGGGUUGUGCUACUAUUUGGAAGUUUUUGGAUCCCCAGGAUUGUGUCGCGCACAUUCUUCCCGUGAUUGCUAGUUUCUCGCAGGUGAUGUGUAGACUUUUGUUAGUAAUAUAUUUAGGCUUUUGUGCUAGUAAUUUUCUUUCCGAGCAGGACAACUCGUGGCGUGUGCGGUAUAUGGUUGCAAAUCAGCUCUACGAGCUUUGUGAAGCUGUGACGGAGCUGGUGCCUGCAUAUGUGUGUCUACUUCGUGACAAUGAGGCUGAAGUAUGCGUAGCAGCUACUGGAAAAGUUCCUAAGUUGUGUCAGAUCCUAAACCCUGAACUUGCUAUUAAGCACAUAUUCCCCUGUGUAAAGGAGCUAUCAUCUGACUCUUCUCAACACGUCAGAUCUGCAUUGUCCUCAGUUUUAGUUGGGAUAGCUCCUAUCCUGGGUAAACAUCUCCUUCCAAUCUUUCUUUCUCUGUUGAAAGAUGAAUUACCUGAUGUACGCUUGAACACUAUUAGCAAACUCGACCAAAUGAAUCAGGUUAUUGGGGUUGAUCUACUAUCACAAUCCUUGUUGCCAGCAAUUGUGGAGCUUGCUGAAGAUAGACACUGGAGAGUAAGACUUGCUAUAAUAGAGUACUUACCUUUGUUGGCAAGUCAGUUAGGUGUUGGAUUGUCUGUGCAUGCAAUGGUCCACUCAAUCCGCAAUGCUGCUAGGUGA